This is a messenger RNA of Colossoma macropomum (tambaqui), 3449 nucleotides long. RefSeq names its product cilia and flagella associated protein 251 (gene cfap251). The record is from RefSeq and is a predicted model, not a curated record. Gene Ontology annotation, molecular function: protein binding. Gene Ontology annotation, cellular component: sperm flagellum. The coding region runs from base 211 to 3168 and encodes 985 amino acids. NCBI's taxonomy places the organism in Eukaryota, Metazoa, Chordata, Actinopteri, Characiformes, Serrasalmidae. The transcript is spliced from 20 exons.
UGCUGUUAGCUGGUGCAGUUGCGAAGGCUUAUUUUUUAAAUUUAAAAUAAUGAAUAUGUUUGUCGUUUUCCUUUGUAAACGGUAUCAUUAGGGUUACAGACGCGUUGGGUUAAAUUUAGCCAGCAACGGUUCUAGCUAACUUACCAAACUUUUUUUCCUGAAAAGUAACGUAGUGUUAGGUUAGCUAAGUUGCUAAUUUUGCUACGAGAAAUGUCAACCACGGAUAACACACAGAGUGGAGACCCUUUAGAGAAAAGCGAUGAAACUACUCGAAAUGUGGGAGAGCAGAGCUCAGUGGACAAGCAAGAGGAGCUGCAAGAACAGGCUGAGGGAGGAGAAGCAGAGGGUAAUUUUUCCAGCCCUACAGCUAAGGGCACAUCUGCGGACUCACAAGUCUACACGGCCACCUCACUGAUUCUCACGACCGAGAAGGAGAGCAGUGUUAAAACUCAUCCACUGACUCUACAUUGGGCCUUUGGGAUCAACCCGGCCUUACCUGUCUUCAGCCUCCUGGACCAAGAUCGGCUUGCUGUCCUCUACAGCUGUUCCCAUGUAGCUGUCUUAUAUGACCACACCUCCAGCUCUCAGCAUCUUUUGCAAGGUCAUUGCGGUCCCAUUUCCUGCCUGUGUGUCAGUGAGGACAAACGCUGGCUUGUGACAGCUGACAAAGGCCAGGAGAGUGUGCUUAUCGUAUGGGACUCAUACACAGGGAUCCCUGUGCGCACCAUGUUUGAUUGCCAUCCUGAGGGAGGCAUCACUGCUGUAGCAUUGUCUAAUGAUUCAAGAUAUCUUGUGACCGUUGGAACUGGAACAGUACAGAGAGUGUGUAUUUGGGAUUGGACAAACGAGACUGAAGAUCCAGAAUGCCAGACUGACAUAAACCCAGAGUACGGUUUUCAGAAUCACAUCUUAUUCAACCCUACGGACAGCUCUCAGCUACUCAGUAACAGUGGAAGUCGAGUCCUCUUUUACACCUGGGAUAAGGGAAUUAUGGAAUAUUCAGCCCCAGAAAUUUCAGACAAGACAUUCAACAAGACAGUGGGUCCCUUGAGUCAGUCCGUCUUCCACUUUGGUGGUGUUCGGGCUUUCUCAGUUACGUUGGCAGGGAACCUGGUGCUCUGGGACGCCCUGAAAGGAUCUGCCACACAUCAAAUCAAAGCCAUGAAAGCCACAAAACUCAUUCCACUGCAGAAAAAUGGAAUCACUGUGCUGACUCUGUGUGACAGCUUUAUUGUAACAGGCGAUGUAAAGGGCCAUGUCAAAUUCUACGAUGAGAACUUCAAGCUCAUUAACUGGUACAGUGAGUUAAAUUUGGAUGCUAUUGCCUCCAUUUCCUUUUCAAAGGAAAUUCCUUCCAGUAGCAGUGAGGGGUACCAAGAAGACUCCACUCUACAAACCAAGCCAUUUGUUAAUAGAAACUUUGUCCUCUCUACAGUUAGUGCAGCUGUGGUCCAUGUGAAAGCUCAGGGCAGCGUGGCCCAGACUUUAUUGAAGGAACAUGCAGAGUCACUGGAUGCAGUGGCCUGUCACCCCAAACAACCUCUGGUGGCUAUGGGCAGCCAUGGUGGACUCUUAAAAGUGUGGGACUAUGAGAACAAAAGGGUCACCUCCAGCAGAGUCUUCUAUACAGACAAGCAGAUCCAAUGCAUCACCUAUGAUCCUCAAGGUUUUUAUCUGGCUUUGGGAUUUGCGAGUGGGGCAGUGCAGGUUCUAGAUCCCUGCACUCUGCAGCAAGGAGAGGAGAGCUUUCACUACAGUCAGGACUGCAUUACCCAUCUCACCUUCUCCCAUGACUCCUCCUUCCUGGCCACUGCCGACACUGGAAGGGCUGUGACAGUAUUUCAUCUGUGUAAGCAAGGCAGUCAGCAUGUGUGGAAGUAUCUGGGGAGGCACUGCUCUCAUUACAAGCCCAUCCAGGACCUGCUAUUUGGAGUGCAACUGGACAGCACACAGCCACGUCUGCUUUCUCUGGGCAUGGAUCGCAGACUAGUUGAGUAUGACCUGCAGAACAGCAAAAAGGAUGAAUUAUUGAUUCUCAGUUCUGAUCGCAUUGAGCAAAGUGCUGUGCCCACCUGCAUGGCCUGGUAUCCGCCUUUAACCACUGAACACUUCUUGCUUACUGCAUCUGACAUCUACAAGAUGAAACUGUUCAAUGUGACCACCAAGAUGUGCAGGAAAACACUUCUUGGACCCACAUACGGUACUCCAGUCAAGAAGAUGCUGACCCUCCCCCCUUCUAAAGACAGGGAUCCCAGUUCUCGUUACAUGGCUUAUAUAACGCAAGAGAAGGUUGGGGUUCACAUUCUGCCCCUAGAUGGGAACCCAUUCAAGUCUUCAGCACUGUUAUGCCACCCAUUGGGUGUCUCCAGUCUAGCUUGCUCCUAUGAUGGAAAAUACAUUUUCACUGCUGGUGGAGUGGACAAGACUGUCUUCUCAUGGGAGCUCAGCUUUAGUGCACUAGAGGCUGCCGCUGCUUUGGGAGGAAAAGAGCUGAUUCCCUUUUACAACCUUUUAGAGGGAGGGAGAGAUGGAGAGCUUUUUAGGAUGAUGGAGGAUUUGUUUUAUUACUGCCAGUUGCGCAACCAGGGCAUCGACUCCAUGGAAACCAGACAAGUGUCUACUCACAUCCCUCUCACUGAAGUGCCCUUUGUCAUGAGGGCACUUGGCUUCUACCCAACAGAGCAAGAGCUGGAGGACAUGCAGAAUGAGGUCAAAUUCAGCCGUUAUGCAGAGACAGGAAAAUAUGUGACGCAUAUUGACCUGGAGGAGUUUAUUAAGUUGUAUGUCAACCACCGGCCAGCCUUUGACACCUCCAAAGAAGAUCUCUUCAAAGCCUUCCAGGUGCUGGGUGUGCUAAAUGAGAGCGGUCAGCAGGUUAUCACCAGAGAAGAGCUACUGGAGUUACUACAGAGCAGGGGUGAGCCCAUGACUGAAGAGGAGCUGGCAGAGUGCUUAAUGACGUUGCCAGGCUUAGGUGUGGAAGGAGGCCGAUCUGAAUCAGAAACGCUCCACUGUAAAGAUCGUGAGUCACUGCUGGAAAGUAAGUUGCCUCCGAACAUCACCGUGGACACAUUUGCCACAGACAUCCUAGGAUUUCUCAGUGCCAGCCAGGAGCUUACUCCUGAAGAAGGCUCCUCCUCAUCCUCUAUGCUUUCUAAAGCCUCUUGAGCAGGUGUGAAGCACUUGCUUUGUGCAGACAAAUGAAUGUGUUGUUUCCAUGUGGAAAUACUGUAGUACUUCCAGGAACAAAGGAACCAAAAUAGUUUUAUUACUGGCUAUGUCUUCUUAUUGUUUUACGUGUUAUGUUUGGGGAUCUUUAAAACGGCAUUAAAUAAACUAAUCUUAUACAGAGAAAUGAGCUUCUUGAAGUUGUUAAUGGAUUGUAAUGGGAAAUAAGCGUUUUCAGUGUACUGUUCUAACGUCAUAUACGCGGUGUAUAUCUUAAUCUU